UACUUUAAUUCAACUUUUGUUUACAAAUAACGAAAAACACACACGUAAAUGUGUACAUAUAGGUGCGUGUGUGCAUUACCCUCCUCUAUAAGAGUGAUCAAUUCUAUUGAAGUUCAGCUACACAAUAUUCUCGACCAAUUCUCUCUUUUUACUUCUAUAUCUCUCUCUGAUGAAGGGAACACUAAGAUACUUAGCAGGAAUUGCAGGGCCAAAUGGGUUUGGCUCACGAUCUACAGCUGAACAAGUUACACAACACUGCUUUCUCCCUUACUCCCAUCUCACGGCCAUUAUCACUGGAGGAACAUCUGGGAUCGGUGCGGAAACCACCAGAGUGUUAGCAAAAAGAGGGGUGAGAGUAGUGAUGGCAGUAAGAGAUAUGAAGAAAGCAGAAAUUGUGAAGGAGAGAAUAGUGAGAGAGAGCCCAGAAGCUGAUAUCGUAUUAUUGGAGAUUGAUCUCAGCUCUCUCUCUUCAGUGGCCAGAUUCUGCUCUCAGUUUCUUUCACAGGAUCUUCCCCUCAACAUUAUCAUAAACAAUGCUGGGAUUUUCUCUCCAAAUCUUGAAUUCUCAGAGGAAAAGAUUGAACUGACAUUUGCUACAAACUUUUUAGGACAUUACUUAUUAACAGAGAUGCUGAUAAAGAAAAUGAUAGAUACGGCUAAGAAGAGUGGAAUCGAAGGACGAGUCAUUAACCUUACUUCCGUGAUUCAUAGUUGGGUCAAGCCUGAUUGUUUCUCCUUCCCUGAAUUACUACAUCCCAUUAAGUAUAAUGGUACAAAGGCAUAUGCUCAGUCAAAGCUGGCAACAAUUUUACAUGCCAAAGCGCUGAGCAGGCGAUUAAAGGACAGAAAUGCAAACGUAACGAUAAAUGCAGUCCAUCCAGGGAUUGUUAAAACAGGAAUUAUCAGAGCGCACAAGGGUCUUUUGACAGAUUCUCUGUUUUUGAUAGCUUCGAAGCUCCUAAAGUCUGUAAGCCAGGGCGCAGCGACGACAUGUUAUGUGGCUUUGAGUAACGAAACCAAAAGGAUUAGUGGAAAGUAUUUUGCAGACUCGAAUGAGACAAAUUGCUCAGAUUUGGCGAAUGAUGUAUCUUUAGCUCUCAAGCUCUGCACCAACAGUCAUACCCUAAUCCAUGAUUAUUUGCAUCUAUCUCUUCCUAAUCUGAGUCUUCUGUAACUCUUCUUGAUAUAUAUCCCUUUUCUACUAAAAGAAAAUCCACCAAUUUAUUGAUGUAAAGUAAUUGUAUCAAGACUUAUCUCAUCAUCAUGUGUGUUUCCUCAUAGACCUCAGUAUUUUCCUAAAGGAUCUUUACCGAGGUCUAAUGAUUUCAUACUAAACACUCAUUGUCAUUUCUUCUUAUGUCAAAGUUUGGGUAAAAGAAUUCUUACUUUUCUGUUAUCAA
This is a messenger RNA of Brassica napus (rape), 1400 nucleotides long. RefSeq names its product short-chain dehydrogenase TIC 32 A, chloroplastic. Lineage: Eukaryota; Viridiplantae; Streptophyta; Magnoliopsida; Brassicales; Brassicaceae. The record is from RefSeq and is a predicted model, not a curated record. Bases 170 to 1174 code for a protein of 334 amino acids. The transcript has 8 exons.